Messenger RNA from Lactuca sativa (garden lettuce), 1252 nucleotides. Its product is annotated as P-loop containing nucleoside triphosphate hydrolases superfamily protein. Gene Ontology annotation, cellular component: cytosol. Gene Ontology annotation, molecular function: GMP kinase activity. The record is from RefSeq and is a predicted model, not a curated record. Lineage: Eukaryota; Viridiplantae; Streptophyta; Magnoliopsida; Asterales; Asteraceae. Gene Ontology annotation, biological process: purine nucleotide metabolic process.
UUAUACAGUUUCUUGGCAGCUCACGUCGGGCUUUGGCUCUUUCUGGCUCCGCUCGCAGUUUCAGAGAAAACAAUCCAUCAUCUUAUUACAAGAUUCAAUAAACCCUUUUUCAGAACCCUAAAUUCAAAACCCAACUUACAUAUAACAGUAUCGAACCUCUCUCCAAUUCGAUGCUAAUACGAAGGUUUUGUGCCUCUAUCCCCCAUUUCAAUCUCAGCCCAGUUUCUCUUACCAAAAAACCCGCCAACCAUCUCGUCGUCUUCAACAAUUUCACUCCACGAACACCAAAUUCUCAAACCCCCAAGUCAAUUUCUAGUAUGGGCGAAUCCCGGAGACCUGCAGCCGUCCCAAUUCCGGCAGUGGAAACCGCCGACCGAAUGGAGUUGUACCGCGCUCUGGAAACAUCGGUGGGUUCAUCGUUCAGUUUAGAGCCAUUAGCUCCUAAGCCAAGACCUUUGAUCGUAGUAAUCAGUGGGCCUAGUGGUGUGGGGAAAGACUGUUUGAUCAAAAGACUGAGAGAAGUUCGAGAAAACAUCCACUUUGUUGUCACAGCAACAAGUAGGUCAAUGAGAGCAGGUGAAGUUAAUGGAAAAGAUUACUUUUUUGUAAGUAAAGAAGAGUUCUUAACAAUGGUAGAAAACGAUGAGCUUUUAGAGUAUGCAUUAGUGUAUGGGGAUUACAAAGGUAUACCAAAACAGCAGAUUAGGGAUUACAUGGCAAAAGGGCAUGACAUUAUAUUGAGAGUAGACAUACAGGGAGCUGCUACUUUAAGAAAGAUUCUUGGAGAUUCUGCUGUGUUCUUGUUUCUUGUGGCUGAAAGCGAGAGUGAGUUGGUGAUGAGGUUGAUUGACAGGAAGACAGAGAGUAAGGAAGCAUUGCUGGUGAGGGUUGCUACAGCUAAAGAAGAGUUGAAGCAGAUGAAGAAUUUUGAUUAUGUGGUUGUGAAUGCUGAAGGGAAGUUAGAGAAUUGUGUUAAAAUGGUGGAAUCCAUCAUGGAUGCAGAGAAAGCUAAAGUGUGGCAAAAGAGAGCAAUGAUUUAGGCACAAAUACAAUGGCAAUGUAUGUUUUUUACUUCUUUUAUUCUCUAAAAUGGUUUCUGGUUGAAUAGUGAAGUGGAUGCUUGUUUUAAGAGCCAUUGUUAUUGGUCAUUUUAGUUUUGAUCCAUAUUCUACCCAUAAAAACAUAUAAUCCAAAAGCUUGUUUUAGUGAGUUUUUGAUUGGAUUUUAUGCAUUAUACACUCAAAUUAGUAAA